Capronia coronata CBS 617.96 is the source of this 1017-nucleotide messenger RNA. RefSeq lists its product as uncharacterized. The transcript has a single exon. Bases 1 to 1017 code for a protein of 338 amino acids. Gene Ontology annotation, biological process: rRNA base methylation. Gene Ontology annotation, molecular function: 23S rRNA (adenine(1618)-N(6))-methyltransferase activity. The record is from RefSeq and is a predicted model, not a curated record. NCBI's taxonomy places the organism in Eukaryota, Fungi, Ascomycota, Eurotiomycetes, Chaetothyriales, Herpotrichiellaceae. Gene Ontology annotation, cellular component: nucleus.
AUGACAAACCCUCCAUUCUACCCUUCAGAGGCGUCGCUACUUGAAUCGGCUCGUCAGAAAUCGCGCCCACCCAACUCUUCCUGUACCGGCGCACCCGUGGAGAUGAUCACCCCGGGCGGCGAAGUAUCGUUCGUGUCACGUCUUAUCGACGAAUCUUCACGCCCUGAGACGAAACCACGAAUUCAAUGGUUCAGCUCUAUGCUCGGCAAGCUCUCCAGCGUCAGCGCCGUGGUGGACAAGCUCAAAGCUGACGGAUGCACCAACUUCGCAGUGGCCGAGUUCGUCCAGGGCCAGAAGGCCAAGACGCGCAGGUGGUGUGUCGCCUGGAGCUGGAUGGGAUACAGACCCGGCGUGCGUGUGGCGAGGGGAGUAUCUACCAGUAGUGGCGUAGAGAAGCGAUUGUUGCCUGCGCCGUCAGAGUAUGAUUUCGAGGUCGAGACUGGAGCUGACACAGAAACUAAGAAUGUCGUCGGUCGAAUCGAGAACAAGUUAAACCAGGAAAUGACCAGGCUAGAUGUCCUUUGGAAAUACCUUCCCCAGAGACAUAUCGGAAUGGUCGUCAGCCGGCAUGGUGAUGUCUGGAGUCGCAAGGCCAGACGGAAGAAACUGCAUCAGGAAGGGCAGCAGAACACAUCAAAACAGACUCACACUCGGGAAUCAGGAAACAAACGUACAGGAGGAGUGAAGGACUUUGCGAAAAAUCGACUCGAGGACCAUGACGAAGAAGUGCACGACAGUGUUUCCCAGCGCCCCUCUGGCGGAGUUGAUGGUGCCUCAGAAGACGAAGACGAAGACAAGGAUGACCAGGAAGAAGAGCCAGCCCUCGUCGCGCGCAUCAGCCUCGUAGCUGUCACGGUGACGUCUACACCAGGAACCCAACCACAGGUCCAAUCGCCACCGGCUGUCUCGAACAAGCUGACAACGAACAUACAUAUCCGCCAUCUCCAAGGCGGUGACUCUGUCUUGUUCGAAAGUUUCUGCGGAUGGGUGAAGAGAAAGAUGACUACAACAACAUGA